UCUUGUCUGCAUACUCCCCCUCCCUUCUAAAGCAUGGUGAAAAUCAAAGCAAGCAUGAUUGGAUAAUAUUUAGCACACGUAGAGCCAACCCAAGCGACAUUCCAAUCUAUGGCUUCAGUUUAAUCGUAAACCAAUUUAGAUUUUCUAUUCCCUAAUUUCCUUCAUCAAGUAUCCCCUUUUCCCCUUCUGAUUGAUUCCUAUAAAUUUCGAGAUAUCAGAAAACAAGCAACAGAAGAACUCCACAAAUCUCAUGGCUUCAGCAUUAACAAACCCUUUACUUUCCUCCAACUUUUUUGGCACCCAAGUAUAUAUAUCUUCUCCCACACCCAAAACAGUUUCAAGAAAGUUCAUUGUUCCACAAUCGAUUCUUAACAACAAGAAUUCCAACAAAUCAAAGGUCGUCUCAAGUCAUGGAGCUUUGGCUGCUCUACUUUUCUCUUCAAUUGCUCCGCAAGCAUUAGCGUUGGAUAAUACUCCACCACCUGCUCCUGCUCCACAAGUGAUCGAAAUCGAGGCCCAAAAGACUAGCCAGUCAUCACCCUUUGCCCAAAAUCUAAUCUUGAAUGCUCCAAAGCCUCAGGCCCAGUCCACCUCUGAUCUCCCUGAAGGUUCCCAAUGGCGUUACAGUGAAUUCUUGAAUGCGGUGAAGAAGGGUAAGGUCGAGAGAGUGCGGUUCAGUAAAGAGGGGAGUGCCCUUCAGCUGACCGCAGUGGAUGGCCGCCGGGCAACUGUGAUUGUCCCCAAUGACCCGGACUUGAUUGACAUUUUGGCAAUGAAUGGUGUUGAUAUUUCGGUUUCUGAAGGUGAUUCUGGAAAUGGGCUGUUUAAUUUUAUUGGGAAUUUGCUGUUUCCAGUGCUUGCUUUUGCUGGCCUUUUCUUUUUGUUUAGACGGGCCCAGGGCGGGCCGGGCGGGCCUGGAGGACUUGGCGGGCCAAUGGACUUUGGCAGGUCCAAGUCCAAAUUCCAGGAGGUGCCUGAGACUGGUGUCACAUUUGCUGACGUAGCAGGGGCUGAUCAAGCAAAAUUGGAGUUGCAAGAGGUAGUUGAUUUCUUGAAAAACCCUGAUAAGUACACUGCAUUGGGUGCAAAAAUUCCGAAAGGUUGUCUUUUGGUUGGUCCACCCGGUACUGGAAAGACCCUUUUGGCAAGGGCAGUGGCUGGUGAAGCAGGGGUACCGUUCUUUUCCUGUGCUGCAUCAGAGUUUGUAGAGUUGUUUGUAGGUGUUGGAGCUUCAAGAGUGAGGGAUUUGUUUGAUAAGGCCAAGUCUAAAGCUCCUUGCAUUGUGUUCAUUGAUGAAAUUGAUGCUGUGGGUAGGCAAAGAGGGGCAGGACUUGGUGGGGGAAAUGAUGAAAGAGAGCAGACUAUUAAUCAGCUCUUGACUGAAAUGGAUGGAUUUUCAGGUAAUUCUGGUGUUAUAGUCUUGGCAGCGACCAAUAGGCCGGAUGUUCUUGAUUCAGCAUUGCUGAGGCCGGGGAGGUUUGAUAGACAGGUCACCGUAGACAGGCCUGAUGUUGCUGGUAGAGUCAGAAUUCUUCAGGUGCAUUCCAGAGGAAAGGCACUUGCCAAGGAUGUCGAUUUUGAAAAGAUUGCCAGGAGAACGCCAGGUUUCACCGGUGCUGAUUUGCAAAACCUGAUGAAUGAGGCAGCCAUCCUAGCCGCAAGGCGUGACCUUAAGGAAAUAAGCAAAGAUGAGAUAUCUGAUGCCCUCGAGAGAAUAAUUGCCGGACCAGAGAAGAAAAAUGCCGUUGUAUCUGAUGAAAAGAAGAGGCUAGUUGCUUAUCAUGAGGCUGGGCAUGCAUUAGUCGGUGCUCUGAUGCCAGAGUAUGAUCCAGUUGCCAAGAUCUCCAUCAUUCCUCGUGGCCAAGCUGGUGGGCUUACCUUCUUUGCUCCAAGUGAAGAGAGACUUGAGUCAGGAUUGUACAGUCGAAGCUACCUAGAAAAUCAGAUGGCAGUCGCACUUGGUGGAAGGGUGGCCGAAGAGGUUAUUUUUGGACAGGAGAACGUAACAACAGGGGCGUCCAAUGACUUCAUGCAAGUUUCAAGGGUCGCAAGACAGAUGGUUGAGAGAUUUGGGUUCAGCAAAAAGAUUGGACAAGUGGCCAUCGGUGGACCUGGUGGGAACCCCUUCCUAGGCCAACAGAUGUCAAGCCAGAAAGACUACUCAAUGGCAACAGCAGAUGUGGUGGAUGCAGAAGUGAGAGAACUGGUAGAGAGAGCGUACACAAGGGCCACGCAGAUAAUAACCACACACAUAGACAUUCUGCACAAGCUUGCUCAGUUGCUGAUAGAAAAAGAAACAGUUGAUGGAGAAGAGUUCAUGAGCCUGUUCAUUGAUGGUAAAGCUGAACUGUAUAUUGCCUGAUUCUGUUCUGAGAACUUGCAAAAUUUGUUUUAUAUAUAGGUCUACAUACCAAUUGUACACGCUGAUAGCGAUAAAAUAUUAUUCAACAUAUUUGAGUGGUAAUAAUUAAGCAUGACCAUCUACUCAA
This is a messenger RNA of Sesamum indicum (sesame), 2489 nucleotides long. RefSeq names its product FtsH extracellular protease family (gene VAR1). Gene Ontology annotation, biological process: proteolysis. The record is from RefSeq and is a predicted model, not a curated record. Gene Ontology annotation, molecular function: ATP binding; metalloendopeptidase activity; ATP-dependent peptidase activity. Lineage: Eukaryota; Viridiplantae; Streptophyta; Magnoliopsida; Lamiales; Pedaliaceae. Gene Ontology annotation, cellular component: chloroplast thylakoid membrane.